Messenger RNA from Staurois parvus, 1518 nucleotides. The record is from the annotation of a GenBank genome assembly. NCBI's taxonomy places the organism in Eukaryota, Metazoa, Chordata, Amphibia, Anura, Ranidae.
AUGUUGGCGCCAAGUGUAUCAUUCCCCACUUGGCUUCUUCUCAGUCACCCUCCAGUUGUUGAGAGAAACUCUCCACCAUUUUGUGUUGCUCUCCUGGCCAGAGGCCCGCUCACAACAUCCCUGGCCAGAGGCUCACUCACAUCUCUGACCAGAGGCCCGCACACAACAUCCCUGGCCAGAGGCUCACUCACAUCUCUGACCAGAGGCCCGCACACAACAUCCCUGGCCAGAGGCCCGCACACAACAUCCCUGGCCAGAGGCCCGCACACAACAUCCCUGGCCAGAGGCCCGCACACAACAUCCCUGGCCAGAGGCCCGCACACAACAUCCCUGGCCAGAGACCCGCACACAACAUCCCUGGCCAGAGGCCCGCACACAACAUCCCUGGCCAGAGGCCCGCACACAACAUCCCUGGCCAGAGGCCCGCACACAACAUCCCUGGCCAGAGGCCCGCACACAACAUCCCUGGCCAGAGGCCCGCACACAACAUCCCUGGCCAGAGGCCCGCUCACAACAUCCCUGGCCAGAGGCUCACUCACAUCUCUGACCAGAGGCUCACUCACAUCUCUGACCAGAGGCCCGCUCACAACAUCCCUGACCAGAGGCUCACUCACAUCUUUGACCAGAGGCCCGCACACAACAUCCCUCGCCAGAGACCCGCUCACAACAUCCCUCGCCAGAGACCCGCUCACAACAUCCCUGGCCAGAGGCCCGCUCACAACAUCCCUGGCCAGAGGCCCGCACACAACAUUCCUGCCCAGAGGAGGCUCACUCACAUCUCUGACCAGAGGCCCGCACACAACAUCCCUGGCCAGAGGCUCACUCACAUCUCUGACCAGAGGCCCGCACACAACAUCCCUGGCCAGAGGCUCACUCACAUCUCUGACCAGAGGCCCGCACACAACAUCCCUGGCCAGAGGCUCACUCACAUCUCUGACCAGAGGCCCGCACACAACAUCCCUGGCCAGAGGCCCGCUCACAACAUCUCUGACCAGAGGCCCGCACACAACAUCCCUGGCCAGAGGCCCGCUCACAACAUCCCUGGCCAGAGGCCCGCUCACAAACAUCCCUGGCCAGAGGCCCGCUCACAACAACCCUGGCCAGAGGCCCGCUCACAACAUCCCUGGCCAGAGGCCCGCUCACAACAUCUCUGACCAGAGGCCCGCACACAACAUCCCUGGCCAGAGGCCCGCUCACAACAUCCCUGGCCAGAGGCCCGCUCUCAACAUCCCUGGCCAGAGGCCCGCUCACAACAUCCCUGGCCAGAGGCCCGCUCACAACAUCCCUGGCCAGAGGCCCGCUCACAACAUCCCUGGCCAGAGGCCCGCUCACAACAACCCUGGCCAGAGGCCCGCUCACAACAUCCCUGGCCAGAGGCCCGCUCACAACAUCCCUGGCCAGAGGCCCGCUCACAACAUCCCUGGCCAGAGGCCCGCUCACAACAUCCCUGGCCAGAGGCCCGCUCACAACAUCCCUGGCCAGAGGCCCGCUCACAACAUCCCUGGCCAGCAGCAUUAA